This is a messenger RNA of Drechmeria coniospora, 1707 nucleotides long. RefSeq lists its product as uncharacterized. The transcript has 3 exons. The record is from RefSeq and is a predicted model, not a curated record. Lineage: Eukaryota; Fungi; Ascomycota; Sordariomycetes; Hypocreales; Ophiocordycipitaceae. The coding region runs from base 1 to 1707 and encodes 568 amino acids.
AUGUCAACGCGGUCGGACGAAACGCCCGCCUCGGCCGUCGAGUACGUGUACAUGUUCGAGAGGAACAAUGCGCCGACCAAGCAGCUCGAUGCCCUUCUCAGGGCCAUCGCCCGUCAUAUCAUCGUCGAGAUCGGCGACAAGCAAGAUGCGCAGUUGACACCGAGCAAGCUGGCCGCUUUUUACCGGGCUGUCGGCGGCGACUACGACUCCCUCUUCGUCGACAUGCCGCACUCGUCCCUCUCCUACAUCUGGCAGGUGACCGGUUGCCAACACUCGCUUCAGCCGACGACGGAUGACUUUGCCGCUCCCUCGAUCCCUGCCUUGACCUUUCGGGGCUUCUCCCGCUGGGAGUCCCUCGAGAUUCUGCUCGGGCCCGAGGAGCAUGUGCCCUUCCUGCAGUAUGCCGUCCGAAACUGGGCACUGAAGCACCCCGACACGGGCGAGCCCUUUCCCUCCCACCUUCCGGUCGACGUCUUCCCUUCGCGGCCCGACACCGAGGUCGAUCGCUGGCACAAAUCCUGCGCCGACAGGCUGAAGAGCGAAGCUGCCUCCUCGGCCGAGGACGCGCCGCCCUCACCCAAGCCGUCGUCGCCUGCCGCCAAUCAUACGUCGCCCCCCCCAUUCGCCUACGUACAUUUGAACCCCUUUCGACCGCCGUCGCCGCGAUCCAGAGCGCCCAAGUCGGAUCAUUUUUCCCGGCCGAUGCCGUUUGCUCAUGUGCCGGCCCAUCCUUCGACACGUCAUGCGGGCACCCGCCGACCUGGUCCAUCCCCCCCUCGGGACGAGACGGCCGAGGAGCACGCAAGACGCAAGAGCUUCUCCGACUAUGCCUCGCCCAAGGCCAACACGGAACCCCUCUACCACUCCUACUCGUCCGCCUAUCUCGAUCCCGGCUUCAAGAGGCCAGCCGCUCCGCGACGGCACAGCCACCCGAGGCACCACUCCGACUCGUCCGACUCGGACGUUGCGCCGCAGCCCACGAGCCAUAAAAUGAGGCAAAGGCAUCAUCCGCCGUCUCCGCCGCCGCCGCCUUCGUCCGUCCGUCGAUUCGUCCCGCCGACAGCGCCCCCGCCGCCGCCCGCCCCCGCCGGCGGGCCAUCCUCCUUUCGCUCCCACCGUUCCGACAUGCACCCCGAUGAAGCGAAACGAAGAAACGGGCCGAGCCCGCUGGGCUCGCUGCGCAACAAGCUGACCGAGACGGUGUCCAGCAUGCUGCCCGGCGGCAUGACCGCCGACCGACCACGGUCCGGCUUGCGGCAAAACGCGAACAAUGAAGCGGAACGCGUGCGCAAGAGCCGCGACCAGUUCCAGCCGGCCCAACCGUCGCGCCUGAAUCGGAGUUACUCCGACGAUGACUCGAACAGCUCUGAUGGUCCCGUCGAGGAAGAUGUCCGGAGGCGUCGAAGGGUACGAGAUGAACGGGACCGGGAACGUUUCCAAAGGGGCCGUCCUCGAGAUUCAGACCGGGCUCGACAAGACGACAGGGAUUCCGGAGGCCGACGGGACCGUCCCUCCUUCCGGCGGCCCGAGGCCCACAGGCGAACGAGCAGCCUCGACCGGCAAGGGGACCACCCGGCGUGGGAUGCGCGCGACAGGGCCCGGCGGGACGACAGACGAAAGUGGGGGAGACGAUCCCCCGAGGAAGGCAUGGCAACGGCAACUGUCGGGGCGGCCGGUCGACGAUACGCCGAGCCGGCGUACAGCUAG